Austrofundulus limnaeus is the source of this 457-nucleotide messenger RNA. Its product is annotated as C-type lectin domain family 4 member C. The transcript has 4 exons. The record is from RefSeq and is a predicted model, not a curated record. The annotation marks the transcript as partial. NCBI's taxonomy places the organism in Eukaryota, Metazoa, Chordata, Actinopteri, Cyprinodontiformes, Rivulidae.
CCAAGAGAUGGAGGAAAUUUAUGCCACUAUUGAACAAGCAAACCCUGUCUGCCAGGUUCCUGCAUCAGAUCACAGAGGAUCAAGCAGCUCUAAGAAGAGGCUCUAUUUUGGUGUCUUGAUCUUUUGUGCACUCCUGAAUGUUCUCCUGCUGGUCAAACUCAUCAUCCUGAGUCUGCAGUUAGCAGAUCUCUCCACCAUCAGAGACAAUCUGACUGAGCAUCUGCAGGACAGCAACAACAAACUUUCCUCCAUCACAGAAGAGAGAGACCUGCUGAAAGCAAAUCUCAUCAGGCUUGAGUGUUUGUCCACAAAAGAGAAAUCAUGCCCUGCAGGAUGGACAGUGUUCUUUAGCUCCUGUUACCUCUUCUCAACAAAGUCUGCUUCCUGGGAUAAAGGCAGAGAGGACUGCAGAGCCAGAGGAGCAGAUCUGGUGGUGAUAAAUAGCCUUUCUGAACAG